Molecule: messenger RNA, 1868 nt
Organism: Carya illinoinensis
Lineage: Eukaryota; Viridiplantae; Streptophyta; Magnoliopsida; Fagales; Juglandaceae
Product: UPF0481 protein At3g47200-like
Exons: 1
Coding region: 42-1601 (519 amino acids)
Source: RefSeq, a predicted model, not a curated record
ACUUGCUUAGGUGCACCUACGUACGCGCACAAACACACGCCAUGGCCGGAACCAGGGAGCAUGUGAUAUCCAUGGAGGAGUUGCUGUCGAGAAAGGUUCAUGCUGUCAGAACCGAAGCUGAUGAAACAAGCAGGGGCCGUGAUGACAUUUGCGGCCUGCAGGGGCAGGGGCGGAUCAUUGAACUCGAAGAUCAGGAAGCAUGCGAGCUGAAAAAAAAGAGGUUUGAGAACCUGAGCCAAACAGGAGAUCAUUCCAGUCUUAAUACGCCAAAUGAAGGUCAAAAGGCUACACCAAAAAUACAAAAGGUUCCGCUGUUGCUGCGAGAUCACAAACAUUUCGACAAGUAUUUUACGCCAAGGAUUGUUGCACUCGGUCCUAUCCAUCAUGAUGAGCCAAAAUACCAGCCUGCGGAGGAGUACAAGCUUAGAAUGACAAACUGCUUUGUCAAGGAAAGUGGUAAAGAUGCUGAGUUUUUGUUCAACGUAGUUGAGAAGAACAUCAAGCAACUAAGGCAUUGUUUCGACGAGAAGGUGACCAAGAAAUAUAGCGAUCAGGACCUCGCCUGGAUGCUGUUUGUGGAUGGGUGUGCAAUAUUACAGUCCAUUCAUUGUGCUGUUGGCAAAUGCAAAGAUUGGAAAAUGAAAUACGAUCUGCUGGCCUUUGGAACACAGGAUUUAUUCUUGUUGGAGAAUCAACUUCCUUAUCAACUCCUUGGGGAUUUGAUGAAUUCCAGCGCAAAGAAAGAUCAAUUGACGGAUUCCAUACAAAACUUCAUGAUUACGCAGGCGUCCACUACGAAAACGCAGACGCGGAUGCCUCUCCUGUGGCUGCGAUAUUUCAGCCUAGGCAAACGCAAAACUCAUGGCCCCGACGCGGGUGAGGAAAACAAAAGGUACGACAAAGACAAGAUUAAGGCACUGCUGGGCGAGGAGGAAGGUACUACGGAAAGGAAUCGUCCGAAUCAUCUUCUCGAUCUCCUCAGGACGAUAAUCAUCGGCGUCAAACCCAAAAGAAGUACUGCUGGCGACGACAAAGGAAGGGACGACAAAAUUAAACAAGAUCGAGACGGCGCGGCUGCACGGUCGCACUCGUAUCGCAACGUGGAGGAGCUUAGAGAAGCAGGAAUCUACGUGAGGUGCAAUUCUGGUGAUUAUUCCUCGAUAGCAAUACGUUUUACUAAAUCACUCCUUUUGUACCCGGGAUUCCUCUGGCUUUCUCCAAUAAAGGUUAAUGGCUCAAUGGGGCCCAAGUUCUUGAACUUGAUAGCCUACGAGAUGUGUCCAGAUUUCGAAAAUAACUUCGAGAUCACCUCAUACAUAUUAUUCCUGGAUUCACUCAUUGAUAACGUCAAAGACGUAAUCCAGUUGAGGAAGAAGGGAAUACUAAAGAAUCACCUUGGCAGCGACGAAGAAGUGGCUCAACUCUUCAAUGAGAUUGGUACCGACUUGGUUCCUGACCCCAACGCAUAUCGGGAAGUCAGAAAUAACAUUCAGACCCACUUCAAAACUAAGUGGAAGACCUGGAUUGCUGAAGCCCUCCACGAGCAUUUCAGAAGCCCCUGGACGUUUCUGGCAUGUCGUUUGCAGUGUCUUGAAAACUAAAAUAAAUCGGAGUAAAUGGGUAAGCUGGCAUGCAUCUUACUCAAAGUACGUAAUGCGUUUCAAAUUAGUUAAUAUGCGGGAUUUUAAAUAAAUAUGAAGUUUAAAGAAGUGAGGAGGCACUGUCAUGUGGAGUAAUUAUUAUGUCUGAUCAAAUAAUUUGCUUUGAUUAAUGAUGAAUUAAGUCACACACGCACAGGCGUACGUGGACUUGAUUAUGUAUGCACGUAAUCAAUGUAUUUCUUAAAUUAUAUAUAAUAAGACUAGUCU